Messenger RNA from Megachile rotundata (alfalfa leafcutting bee), 649 nucleotides. RefSeq lists its product as uncharacterized. NCBI's taxonomy places the organism in Eukaryota, Metazoa, Arthropoda, Insecta, Hymenoptera, Megachilidae. The record is from RefSeq and is a predicted model, not a curated record.
UGCUGUACUUACGAAACGAUAAGCAAUAACCGCCGAAACGAAAUCGUUUCGUAUCACUUCGUAUUCACGAUGUUGGCCGCCAUCUCAUAAACGUGUGGCUGCAUAUAAAGACGGAUGAAAGACACUGGCAAAAGCCAGUCAAAAUUUUCGUUGCGGACCUCACGGUGCUGGCCUGCAAGAAUGAGGAACACGCUGACCCUCGUGCUUCUCUGUAUCGGACUAGCAACAUCAGAUUUAUCGCCAUAUAAACCAAGGGGAUGGCGUCCUAAUGGUCAACGCUUUAAUCCCGCCAACAAUCGAUUGCAUGCGUAUUACGGGCCCCCUGGAUUACCAGCCUAUGAACCUCCAAGCUCGACAAGCCACCCCCCAAUUUUCACCACUACUCCACCGCCGACAACUACGACGACAACGAUGAAAACCACAACGACCCCACGCACCAGGGAGCCCACAACACCCUCGAGCAACCCUGAAGAAGACUUCGACUCCAAUCCGGCAUUGGCGAUCGCCAAUUCGUUCGCUUUCAAUCGACCGGUUUACAUUUACAACGCCUUCCCCUUUCUCCCGGGACAGGUUCUGCUCAAAUGAUCGCUUAAUGGCCGACGUUUACUGUACUCCAUUUAACGAAUGUCUAAUUAAAGGUACCUUUAUG